CUACUUUCCUUCAAUGGCAUCUUCUCUAGUUCAGUUACUACUUUUUUCCUGCUUCAUUUCUAUCUCCUUCUCUGUUGCACAAACAUCCUCAAAACCCAAGGCACUUGUCCUCCCUGUCUCCAAAGAUGCCACUACUCUCCAAUAUGUAACCCAACUGAAUAUGGGAACCCCACUUGCCCACAAGGACUUUGUGGUCAACCUUGGAGGCCGGCACUUAUGGAUGGAUUGCGACGAUGGAUCAUAUGUCUCAUCAACAUACAAACAGAGUCUUUGUGGUUCAGCACCAUGCUCCGUGGCCAAAGCCACUUGUAGUGGUGCUUGCUUACCUGGUCAUCAUAGACCAGGCUGCAACAACGAAACUUGUUAUGUCCUCUCUGAAAACACAGUCAGAGGCGGAUAUGAAGUUGGAGAUGUUUCCAGAGAUAUAAUUGCCCUCCAAUCCACGGACGGUGUACAGGCCGGCUCAACCGUAUCUAUUUCUGAUUUUAUCUUCGCUUGUGCCAAUGCUUGGGAUCUUAGUAGUCUUGCUGGUGGUGCUAAGGGAAUGAUUGGACUUGGAAGGGAACGAAUUGCUCUGCCAACUCAACUUUCUUCAGCAUUUGGUGGAAGCUUUCGGCGUAAAUUCGCCAUAUGCUUGCCUUCCACUUCCAAAUCCAGUGGUGUUAUGUUCUUUGGUGACUCUCCAUAUGUAUUCUAUCCAGGUUACAAUACAUCAAAGGCUAUUGACGUCUCAUCAAGAUUCAAACAUACACGACUCUACAUCAACACUAUAUUCACAGGAUCAUCCAUUGUGAUACGAGGACCCCCAUCGCCAGAGUAUUUCGUCGAGGUCACAUCUAUUAUGGUAAACAAAAAACCCAUUCACGUAAACUCAACGUUGCUUGAGUUUAAAGAGACGGGGAAGGGGGGAACAAAAAUAUCCACAGUAGAACCUUACACCAAGCUGGAAACCUCUAUAUACAAGGCUCUGGUUAAGGCGUUUGAUGAGGAGAUUGCAGUUUGGAAUGUGAGCAAAGUAGCACCUAUGGCCCCCUUUACAGAUUGCUAUACAAUAGGAAAUAUGGGAAUGACACCUCUUGGAGUUGGUGUCCCCGACAUCGCGCUGGUGUUCGAGAACAACAAGAAUUUAUACUGGGAAAUGUAUGGAGCUAAUUCAGUGGUGGAGGUGAGCAGCGAUGUAGUGUGUUUAGCGUUUUUGAAUGCAGGUGAUGAGCCUGUAAUAACAACACCAAUAGUGAUUGGGGCACACCAGUUGCAGGAUAAUCUUUUGCAGUUUGAUCUUGCUUCUAACAGGCUGGCUUUUACUUCCACACUCCUAUGGGAAGAAGUCGAGUGCUCCAAUUUCAAAUUCUAGGAUGGAAUCUUGUGCUGGUAUUAUGUAUUUUCAAUAUAUUAUAGUUUGAUUUUGUAUAUCAUCAAUCAGUUUGA
This is a messenger RNA of Hevea brasiliensis (rubber tree), 1428 nucleotides long. RefSeq names its product probable aspartic proteinase GIP2. Gene Ontology annotation, biological process: proteolysis. NCBI's taxonomy places the organism in Eukaryota, Viridiplantae, Streptophyta, Magnoliopsida, Malpighiales, Euphorbiaceae. The transcript has a single exon. The record is from RefSeq and is a predicted model, not a curated record. The coding region runs from base 14 to 1354 and encodes 446 amino acids. Gene Ontology annotation, molecular function: aspartic-type endopeptidase activity.